Messenger RNA from Vollenhovia emeryi, 3661 nucleotides. Its product is annotated as presequence protease, mitochondrial. The transcript has 3 exons. Bases 384 to 3494 code for a protein of 1036 amino acids. Gene Ontology annotation, biological process: protein processing. The record is from RefSeq and is a predicted model, not a curated record. Lineage: Eukaryota; Metazoa; Arthropoda; Insecta; Hymenoptera; Formicidae. Gene Ontology annotation, molecular function: metal ion binding. Gene Ontology annotation, cellular component: mitochondrial matrix.
GACAAUAAAAAAAAACAAGGAAAUUUUUAACAGACACAUGGUGACAUUGCAGGCUCGUUCGACCUAACCUUUAAGCACGCUGGCAGUCAAACGAGGAGCCGAGGUGUAAUUUAAUUGUUGACGCAACUUUGGUAGAAGAUACUUGACAGAUGACUUGGAGAUAAACCGAUAACGAAACAUUGUCGAGCUGUCGUUUUAACAAACGAUUGGAGUCUUUCCCUUUUCCGAUCGCUAUCGUGCUGGAACCUGGAAGGUGGAGUGUCCGUCGGUGAUAGAGUUUUGUCGUAGUCGAGCUUCGCGCAUGUAAUUUAAGUCCGUUUGUGAACGUUCAAGAGUGAUCGACACAGCUUUGUUCCCCGGACCGUUUUAAGUCGCCCCCCGAGAUGCUGGGUGCGUUGAAAUUGUCGAGGCACUCGCUGCUGCGAGGCGCAGCCCUGCGGCAGCGCGUCGCGCGCUGCACCUUGCGGUCGUCGUCGAAUGCCGCAUCGAGCGCGCUGCUCUCGCGAAAGGAGCCGGCGCCGAACGAGCUGGCCAAGUUCAAGAAGGGCGAGGUCCUCCACGGGUUCGUAGUGGACGAGGUCUCGAGCAUAGACGAGCUGUUCCUCACCGCGGUGAGGCUGACGCAUCUGAGCACGGGCGCGCAGUACCUGCAUCUGGCCAGGGACGACGCCAACAACGUGUUCUCCAUCGGUUUUCGCACGACCCCCACGGAUUCCACGGGGCUGCCUCAUAUACUGGAGCACACGACGCUGUGCGGCAGCGAGCGGUACCCGUGCAGGGAUCCGUUCUUCAAGAUGCUGAGGCGGUCCCUGGCCACGUUCAUGAACGCCAUGACCGGGCCGGACUACACCAUAUACCCGUUCUCGACGCAGAACCUGAAGGACUACCGCAAUCUGCAGUCGGUUUACCUGGACUCGGUCUUCAAGCCGAAUCUGCGAGAGCUGGACUUCCGGCAGGAGGGAUGGAGGCUGGAGCACACGGACGUCAACGACAAGAGCUCGCCCAUCGUAUUCAAAGGGGUGGUCUUCAACGAGAUGAAGGGCGUGUUCAACGACAAUCAGGCCGUUAUGGCGGAACGCCUGUUGAAUUCUAUUCUACCGAGCCACACGUACUCCGUAAUCUCCGGCGGCGAUCCCCUUGUCAUACCUAAUCUGCAGCACGACGAUCUUGUCAACUUCCACAGGAAGUACUAUCAUCCCUCCAAUUCGCGCUUUUACUCCUACGGCAAUUUCCCGCUGGAGGACCAUCUGAAGUUCAUCAACGACCGCUACCUCUUCUUGUCCGACCGGAUUGACGCCUCCAUGUCGGAGGUGCCAGCGGAGAAGCGAUGGAGCGAAGCUAGGGACGAGCACAUCGCGUGCAAGCCCGAUCCGCUGCUCGCGGAUCCCAGCAGGAACGGCGCCAUCGCCAUCGCGCACCUGUGCAACGACAUCACCGACCUGCAGACAACCUUCGAGAUGUACGUGCUGUCGCAGCUGUUGCUGAAAGGCCCGAACUCGGCGUUUUACAAGUCGCUAGUUGAAUCGAAUAUAAGCACCGGCUUCGGCUCGAUCACGGGCUUCGAUCCGCAAUGCCGGGACACCAUGUUCGUCGUGAGCCUGCAGGGCGUGAAGCCGGAGGACUUCGGGAAAGUCAAGAGUAUCUUCGACAAUACCGUGCAGAAAGUUGUCGAGGAAGGAUUCGAGAAGGACCACGUCGAGGCUGUCUUGCACAGCAUCGAGCUCCAGGUGAAGCAUCAAACGUCAAAUUUUGGAUUGAACUUGCUCUUCAACCUAACGUCGACGUGGAAUCACAACGGCGAUUUGAUUAAGUCGCUGCGAAUCAACGACAUGGUGCAGAAAUUCACGUCGCGAAUGAGAGAGGAUCCCAAGUAUCUGCAAAGUUUGAUCGAGACUUAUCUCAGCGACAAUCCUCAUAGACUGACGUUAACGAUGACGCCCGACGAAAAGUACGAGCAGAACAAAGCGCUUGCCGAGCAAGAGCUGCUGAGGACGAAGCUGGAGAAACUUUCCGCGGAGGAGAGGGAACGGAUAUACGAGAACGGGAAGAUCCUGCUCGCCGAGCAGCAGAGUGUAGAGGACGUCGGAGUCCUGCCGACAUUGAAGGUAGAAGACUUGAAGGCGGACGUGGAGAGAUACGAGACCUCCGACUCGGAGGUGUCCGGGGUGCCUCUUCAGGUGUCCGUGCAACCGACGAACGGGAUCUCCUAUUACCGAGGAAUACUCAACACGCAGGCGCUGCCGAGCGAGUUGAAGCAGCUUGUGCCGCUGUUCAACUACGUUGUCGCGAGGAUGGGCACGCAGAAUCACGAUUACAGGAGUUUCGAUCAGAUGAUGGAGCUGAAGACCGGCGGCCUGCACUUUGCGAAUCACAUCGCCGAGCAGAAGGACAGCGAGCUGAAGUACGAGGAGGGAAUUGUCGUAGACUCGUACUGCUUGGAUCGCAAUUCGAACGACAUGUGGAAACUGUGGACGGAGCUGUUCAACAACGUUAAACUGACCGACCUCCAGAGAUUCGAGACGCUCGUCAAGAUGAAAGCGGCUGACUUGAUCAACGGUAUCUCUCAGUCCGGUCACUUGUACGCGAUGAGCAGCGCCGCCAGCCUCAUCUCCCCGAUCGCCCGGGCCAAGGAGAGCCUCUCGGGAUUACAGUACAUCACGAGGAUGAAGAAAGUGGCGCAGAUACGCGACUUGACUCCCCUGAUGCACAACAUGCAGGAGAUAGCCGAUCACGUCUUGAACAAGGAACGCCUGCGAUCGGUCAUUAACUUGUCCGCGGAACAUCGGGACGACGUUCUCGGUGGUAUCCACGCGUUCUACGAUUCGCUCAGGGGACGCUCGGAGAAUCCGCACGUCAUCACCAGCGAGCGGAGCAUCGACGCGAAAGAAUGCGGCAAUCACUACGUGCUGCCGUACACGGUCAACUAUUGCUCCAAGGCUGUUCUCACCGUUCCCUACUCCAAUCCGGACUAUGCCGCGUUGCGUGUGCUGUCCAAGUUGAUCAGCUCGGUGUACCUGCAUUCGGAGAUUCGAGAGAAGGGAGGAGCCUACGGCGGAGGCGCGAAACUAACGUCGGAGGGAAUUUUCUCCUUUUACUCCUACAGAGAUCCGAACUCCACUCGCACCUUCGACUUGUUCGACGGGACGUACGAUUUUCUAGUCGCAUACUCGUUGCCCCAGAGCGAUAUAGACGAGGCGAAGCUGGGAAUCUUUCAACAGAUCGACGCUCCCGUUCCUCCUAGUAGCCGAGGCCUGACCAGAUUCCUAUACGGCAUCACGGACGACGAUCUUCAAAGACAGAGGAAGCAGGUGAAAGCCGUGACUAAGGAGCAGCUCUUGCGCGUGGCAGAGAAGUAUCUGAAACCCGACCAAAGCGAUGUCAGAGUAGGUCGUUCGCUUAUUGGACCUACAAAUCCGGAUCUUUCAAGUAGGCACAAAGAAAACUGGCUAGUGAUGAAUCAGGAAGAAGCGGACCGAGCGCGAGCCUCUGACUAAAUAGUCAAAAUAUAAUUUGUAUUUUCACGAUGAACGUUUUAUGUUGAAACAACGCGAGACGUGUUGCUACUGUUAAGUGUUUCCUGUGACAUAGAUAUUAGACAUGGAAGAAACGAUGCGUACGUUACUUAUGUGCUAAUGGCUGAUUUCCGUUUAGAGAACACAAU